AUGGAGACGGAGAGUAUGGACUGCGAAUCGUCGGUGAGAAGCAUCCAGAACGAUGAGAUCCAUCACACCGGAACUUACCAUUUUUCUUCGACGAAGAGUCACGCCGGAGCCGCCGCCGCCGUUGUUACCAAUAUAGUCGGUCCCACUGCAACCGCUCCGGCCACUAGCGUCUACGAGCUUCUCGAGUGCCCUGUCUGUACCUAUUCUAUGUAUCCCCCUAUCCAUCAGUGCCAUAAUGGACACACGUUGUGCUCGACCUGUAAAGUGAGGGUGCAUAACCGGUGUCCAACGUGUAGGCAAGAGCUUGGGGAUAUAAGAUGUUUAGCGCUUGAGAAAGUAGCCGAGUCGCUUGAGCUUCCCUGCAAGUACUACAAUCUUGGGUGCCCUGAGAUAUUUCCUUACUACAGCAAACUAAAGCACGAGUCUCUCUGCAACUUCAGACCUUACAGUUGUCCUUACGCUGGCUCGGAGUGUGGUAUCGUUGGAGAUAUCCCUUUCCUUGUAGCCCAUCUGAGAGAUGAUCACAAAGUUGACAUGCACGCUGGUUCCACUUUCAACCACCGUUACGUCAAAUCCAAUCCUCGUGAAGUAGAGAACGCCACUUGGAUGUUAACUGUAUUUCAUUGCUUUGGGCAAUACUUCUGCCUGCAUUUUGAGGCGUUCCAGCUGGGGAUGGGUCCGGUGUACAUGGCGUUCCUGAGAUUCAUGGGGGACGAGGAAGAAGCAAGGAGCUACAGCUACAGCUUAGAAGUUGGAGGCAGUGGGAGGAAGCUGACAUGGGAAGGAACGCCGAGAAGCAUCAGAGAUAGCCACAGGAAAGUGAGAGACAGCAACGACGGUCUCAUCAUACAAAGAAACAUGGCGCUCUUCUUCUCCGGUGGAGACAGGAAAGAGCUUAAACUUAGAGUCACUGGUAAAAUCUGGAAAGAGCAACACAGCCCAGAUUCUGGGCUUUGUAUACCAAACCUAUCUUCCUCCUGA
This is a messenger RNA of Microthlaspi erraticum, 981 nucleotides long. The record is from the annotation of a GenBank genome assembly. NCBI's taxonomy places the organism in Eukaryota, Viridiplantae, Streptophyta, Magnoliopsida, Brassicales, Brassicaceae.